Molecule: messenger RNA, 881 nt
Organism: Cylas formicarius (sweet potato weevil)
Lineage: Eukaryota; Metazoa; Arthropoda; Insecta; Coleoptera; Brentidae
Product: odorant receptor Or2-like
Exons: 6
Coding region: 1-789 (262 amino acids)
Biological process (GO): sensory perception of smell; detection of chemical stimulus involved in sensory perception of smell
Cellular component (GO): plasma membrane
Molecular function (GO): odorant binding; olfactory receptor activity
Source: RefSeq, a predicted model, not a curated record
AUGUAUAGUUUUAUUUUGGGCACCUACAUGGUAGAAAUUGGCAUCGAUCGAAGCUAUUCGUUUUACAAAGCAAAUAAACAUAGAAAUGAAACUCUGAAUAAACCUUUCUUGAUGCCGCUUUGGUACCCCUUCGAUAAGAACAAAUAUUACAGUUGGGCGUUCUGUUAUGAAGUGGCAAUGGUUUUUGUCACAGCUCUGUACACUUCCUCUGUAUAUGCGUUUAUAAAUUCUAUUAUAAUAUUUGCCAGGGCCCAAGUCAAGAUAUUGCAACACUCGUUCUCUAAUUUCGAUAAUUACGCUGUCAAAAUCAAACGUGAAAAUUCAGACGAUAUUAUUCUGGUGACGUUGAAAGCUUUCGUUAUGAAACACCACAAGUUAAUUAAUUGGUUGGACGAAUUGGACAAUUCGUUAAACGUUCUUCUCUUGUUGGAAUACUCUAUCACUUCGGUAACUCUGGCAGCCAUCACAAUUCAAAUAUACGCAGGCCGGGACUCUUUAUAUCAGGGCUUAUAUUUAACCCUUAUAUUUCUUCAACUGUUAAUUUUGGCUUGGAACGCCGACGAAAUUAAAGAACAGAGUUCAAAUUUAGCUGAUGCUCUGUAUAGCAGCAACUGGUAUGAGCAGACCCAAAAAGUAAAAGUAUUCAUACAUAUAAUGAUGGUGAGGUGUCAGAAACCGCUUACUCUCUCAAUCGGUCCAUUCGGAGCGAUGACGGCAAAUGCAGCCUUGUCGAGGGCUAAGCUGGCAUAUUCCUACGUAUCACUGAUGUCUGGGAAUAAUAAACCAUAAUUGAUAAUGUUCCUUAGAUUAGAUUCUACUUCAUCAUUUAAUGUUAACUCAAGAAUCUUGCACAAACUGUUUUCUAGGGUUCCUAUGGCAUG